CAGACGGUUCAGCGGAACCCUACGACACACAGCUCACCAGUUUGGGUACUGCUGAAGUUGACGACAACAUGGCUCUGACAACCCCCAUGCCCAUGGGCCCCUGGAAGAUCACCGUGUACGAUCAGGAGCACUUCCAGGGCAGGCGUAUGGAGUUCACCGCCUCCUGCCAGAACAUCAUGGAGUGUGGGAUGGAGAACAUCCGCUCCCUGAAGGUCGAGUGCGGCGCCUGGGUGGGCUAUGAGCACUCCAGCUUCUGCGGCCAGCAGUUUGUCCUGGAGAAGGGAGACUACCCUCGUUUUGAGGCCUACAGCGGGAGCAACUCCUACCGCAUCGAGAGAAUGAUCUCCUUCAGGCCCAUCUGCUGUGCUAGCCACAAGGAGUCCCGCAUGACCAUCUUUGAGAUGGAGAACAUGAUGGGCCGUCAGUUUGAGCUGUGUGAUGACUACCCCUCUCUGCAGGCCAUGGGCUGGAUGAACAACGAGGUUGGAUCUAUGCACAUUCAGAGUGGAGCCUUUGUGUGCUACCAGUUCCCUGGCUACCGUGGCCACCAGUACAUCAUGGAGUGCGACUGUCAUGGAGGAGAGUUCAAGUGUUACCGUGAGUUCGGCUCCCACGCCCAGACUCCCCAGAUUCAGUCCAUCAGGAGGAUCCAGCACUGAGAGGGGAGCGCCUCCUUCACACCUCCUUAUCUCCUCCUCCUCUCCCUCCUCCUGUACUUCCAUCCCUCCUUCUCCUCCUCCUCUUCUCCCACAACCUCCAGCUCUCCAGCCCCACGGUCCGGCUAAUCAAAGUAGGAUCCGGGACUGGACUUCAGGUGCUCACUGGUGUCAGUUGGUCACGGCACUUUUGUUUUUUUCAAAGGAAACAUCACAAAAGAAAGGAAAAAUGUGAGAAAGACAGAAAAUAGGAAUGACAGAAUUGAGGAAAAAGUUGAAUCAAUGUGAAAGAGAGAGGCCUCGUCUGCUGAAGUUGGCUGCAGAACGGUGAAACCACCUCAAAGUUUUUGCUCCUUUUCCAUCUCCAUCCACCGCUGAUGGCAUCAUCAUCAUCAUCAUCAUCAUCAUCGUCACUGUUUUUUACAUCAACACAACAUCCAGUCUUGCUGUUCCUGUGAUAUCCAUGACUGCCAAUGUUCAAGACGAUGAAUAAAGAGAAUGAGCAAAAAGACAGAAAGA
This is a messenger RNA of Acanthochromis polyacanthus (spiny chromis), 1175 nucleotides long. RefSeq names its product beta-crystallin A1-like. Gene Ontology annotation, molecular function: structural constituent of eye lens. Lineage: Eukaryota; Metazoa; Chordata; Actinopteri; Pomacentridae. The transcript is spliced from 6 exons. The record is from RefSeq and is a predicted model, not a curated record. Bases 69 to 659 code for a protein of 196 amino acids. Gene Ontology annotation, biological process: visual perception; lens development in camera-type eye.